AUGGAGCUCUACGACAACCGGUGGUGGUUCAUCGCCAUCUUCACGCGGACGCACCUCGUGGGGCGCUUCGUCCAGCAGCUCUGGCCCAACCUGGUGACCCUCGUCUUCGUCAACCUCGUGAUCAACCUCCUGGACCACCUCGGCGUCAAGUCCAUGCCGUCGUCGCAGUUCGACAUCACGCAGGGCCUCGUCGGCGCCGUGCUCAGUUUACUAUUAGUCUUCCGGACGAACAGCGCCUACGAGCGCUACUACGAGGGCAAGAAGGCCUACGGCGUCGUCACGAACCAGGUGCGCCAGAUCAUCAUGAACGCGCACGCGUUCCUCGCGUUCCACGAGGACGCGUCCGGCCACCUCAACGCGCGGUACCAGCCCGCGGCGGAGCUCCGCGAGCGGGCCCACGAGGCCGAGGUCGUCCACGAGCUGCGGGAGCGCGUGCGGCGCCAGGCGAACGUGCUCCUGGGCGUGCUGCGCCAGGACCUGCGGGAGAAGCGCUGCGGCUUCGUGCCCGAGUGCGCGCUCCACGAGGUGCCCUACAACAAGCGGACGUGGAUCCUGGACCCGUCGCGGCCGCGGCUCGUGGACAUGCUGACGCCCCGCGAGGUCGCGACCUACGGCACCGUGUCGUCGGGCGCGCGCGUCAUGCUCGCGUCGCACUCGCUCAUGGACGCGCUCCAGCGCCUCGCGCCGUCGCUCGCGCAGGACCGCGCGUUCACGGAAUGCUCGACGCGCAACAUCCAGGAGCUUUUAGACGCCUUCAAGAGCUGCCAGCGCAUCGUCGACACGCCCCUGCCCUUCACCUACACGCUCAUCCUCGGCGUGCUCCUCUUCAUCUUCGUCUACUCGGUGCCCGUGCCCGUCGCGUACUGGGCGCGGACGGAGAAGCGGCUCCACUGGUACUCCAUGAGCGGCAUCCUGCCGAGCAUCGUGACGGCCUUCUUCUACUACGGCGUCAUGCAGAUCGCCAUCGAGAUCGAGAACCCCUUCAACUUCGCGGACGUCGACCACGACCUCGACGGCUUCGCGGACAAGCUCCACAGCGAGACGCUCGCCAUCGCGAAGACCGUCGCGCCGCCGGCGGCGCCCUGCCGCGACUACUGGCCCACGGAGCGCGACCUCAGCCGGCGCUACGUCGGCGAGGGCUACCGGCGGACCUACUCCCACCGCUACUCGAAGUUCAUCGACGAGCGGUCCUAG
Molecule: messenger RNA, 1194 nt
Organism: Aureococcus anophagefferens
Lineage: Eukaryota; Pelagophyceae; Pelagomonadales; Pelagomonadaceae
Exons: 2
Coding region: 1-1194 (397 amino acids)
Molecular function (GO): chloride channel activity
Source: RefSeq, a predicted model, not a curated record